AUGCAAUACGUCCGCUCCAUCUCCGGCUCCCUCUCCAACACCUGGAACUCCAUCAACCCAGCCACCCUCUCCGGCGCCAUCGACGUCAUCGUCGUCGAACAAGAAGACGGCUCCCUCGCCUGCAGCCCCUUCCACAUCCGCUUCGGCAAAUUCUCCCUCUUACGCCCAUACGAGAAGAAAGUCGAGUUCCGCGUCAAUGGCGAGAAGGUGGAGUAUCCCAUGAAACUAGGGGAGGGCGGGGAGGCCUUCUUCGUGUUUGAGACGGCGGGACAGGUGCCGGAGGGCUUGAGGACGAGUCCGCCCGUCAGUCCGGUCACGAGCCCGGAGUUGAAGGCGAGAGAGGAGCCGCCGAGUUUGGAAUUGCCGGGUACUGGCUCGGAUCAGGAGCCGGAGCCUCUAGAGCUGGAUGAUGGGGAGCUUAGACCGGGGAGUGCGAGGACGGCGCAGCAAAGACGGCAGCAUAGUAAGAGCACGACGGAGGCGAUGACGAUACCUCCUGGGACGCGGAAAGCGCAUAGUAAUACCGAUCGGCUGAGUCCUCUGACAUAUGACCCGAUCAAGCGGCCGAAUUCAGCCGCGCCGUUCACAACUGCGACGCCGAGGCUGGAGAGGAUGGCUACGGAUAGUGUGCUGCCUGCAGCGACCAAGACGACACUCUCAAGCUCAUUCAAUAGCCCCGACCCACUUACAUCCUCCAUCCACCGCCCAGCCUCACCACUCCGAGCCCGAACCGACCGAUCAGGCAGCCCACAACCGAAUAACGAAGAAGCCCGGCUGCGCGCCAUGAACCUAAGCAAGAAACUCUGGACGAGCAAUAUCAGCAACCAGGUCAACGAGUCCGGCGAUUUGAUGCUAGACAUGACGGGUUUCAAAAGCAGUGAUCGAGAGGCUCUGCACGCAGAGGUCAUAGCACGACAACUGCUUAGCGAGGAGAUCGACGGGCCAUACGAUAUAGGUGCAUUGAUAGGCGCGGACGAAAAGGGAAAUGUCUGGAUCUACAGCAGUGAGGAAGCGAAAGAAGCCGCCGGCCGCAAAGCAGCAGAAGGAUUGGGAUCAUUCAACCCAGCCGCCUAUCCUUCCGCGGACGCGCUUAGCGACCCAGGCUACCACAGCGACGACUCCCGCAGCGAAUCUAACAUCUCCCUCACCACCUCCUCCCAUCUCCGCCGGGACUCCGACUCAGCCGUCGGCCUCCUCUCCCAACCCUCCUCUCCCACGACCCCCGCAACAAACCCGAGCACAGGCGACCCCAACAAAAACUACGCCAAAACCCUGCGCCUCACCAGCGACCAACUCAAGACAAUGAACCUCCAACAAGGCGCCAACCCCAUCUCCUUCACCGUCAACCGGGCCACCUGCCACGCGAACCUCUGGUACUGGCACCACGGCGUCCCGAUCGUGAUAUCGGACAUCGACGGCACAAUCACCAAAUCCGACGUCCUAGGCCACGUCCUCAACAGCAUCGGCCGCGACUGGACCCACCAAGGCGUAGCGAAACUCUACACGGAAAUCGCGUCCAACGGCUACAAUUUCCUAUACCUCACCUCCCGCUCCGUCGGGCAAGCAGACACCACCCGAGCGUAUCUAGACGGCGUAGUGCAAGAUGGCGGCUUCCGCUUACCCAAAGGUCCUACUAUCUUAAGUCCGGACCGCACGAUCGCGGCUUUACGGAGGGAGAUUUACUUGCGGAAGCCGGAGAUUUUCAAGAUGGCGUGUUUGAGGGAUAUUAUGGCGCUUUUUGCCGGGCAGGGCGGGGCGACGAAUACGACCGAGGGGGUGGAGGCCGGGUUGCAUGUUCCUGCUUCCUCCCUGCCCACCACGGGCUUCAACGCCGCGAGCCUGAACUCUGGACCCGGAGGCGGAGGAGGCAGCAGUGGGAAAAGUCGCGGAAAAGCCAGCUCCCCCUUCUACGCCGGCUUCGGCAACCGAUUGACUGAUGCAUUAAGCUACCGCUCCGUCACUAUCCCCUCCACCCGCAUCUUCACCAUCAACUCCAACUCGGAGAUCUCCCUGGACCUGCUGAGUCUGAAUGAGUACAAGACAGCUUACGGCAGUAUGCGGGAGAUAGUGGAUCAUUAUUUCCCGCCCGUCGGGUUGUUGGUGAAGGGGGGUGGGGAGGAGUUUACGGAUUUCAAUUAUUGGCGGGAGAAGCCGAUGGAGAUUGCGGAUUUUACGGAUUCGGAGGACGAAGACGGCAAUGGUGGGCCGGCUGUUGUUCGGCGGUCGCUGGAGCGCACGGAAACUCUGGCUACGAAAGAAAGUGUUUUGUCCAUCUUAUCCGAGGACGAAGGCGGAGAUGGAGAUGAGAUGUUGGAAUCUUAUCUCUCUGAUCCGAGGCUGAGUUUGGAUGAGUCAAUUUUGUCGGAGAUGAGUGGGGUGGAUGACGAGGAGGAACUGACGAGGACCUUCCUCGCUGCCAUCGACCUUCAAAAGUAUACCAGCGCAUCGGACAUACUAGCAGUGAAAGAGCUGGCAUAUACUGGCGCACUGUACUCGACCGUCACAUCACAGACCCUCGAUUCGACGUUGCAGAUAUUGAAGGCUACAGUGGGUCGGCUAGCACUCUACAUCGACUGCUCCGCCCUCGAAUCAACCCAAGAUAUUGUCCAUGUCCUCGAUGCCGGCGCAGCAAAGGCCUUCGUGACCAGUCAACAAGUCCCCGAACUGCAGAAAGUGGCCAACGUCGAUAGUAAGAGGAUAGUGUAUCACCCGACUGUGUCAGCUGACCAGGCAGAAAGUCAAUUGGAUGGCACGGGCUAUGGACUCUAUCUGCAGAAUGUGCAAGAUGUAGGUACCGUGAGCAAGCUAGUAGAUGCAAUGGGGAAGGAGCGACCGACCGUCUAUGCUGCCAAGAGUGGGAUGAGUGAGAAAGAGGCGGUGGAGUUGAGGAGACGGGAUGUAGUGCCGGUCAUCCCAGCGACACACUUGACGACCAAUACUACGGCAGCAGGAGACGACAAGAUCAGAGUCGCCGAGCUCUUACUAGCCAACAUCCAAACCGAUCGCCCAGACGGCCUCUUCACAACCCUCGUUACGGAUGUGAGAGGAGUAGCAUUAGGCCUCGUCUACAGCAACCCCGAAAGCAUCGCUGCCUCCCUCUCCUCCGCCCGCGGCGUCUACUGGUCCCGCAAACGCGGCCUCUGGCGCAAAGGCGACACGAGCGGUGACUGGCAGGAGUUGGUGCGAAUAGACACUGACUGCGACAACGACUGUCUUCGCUUCGUCGUCCGACAACAAGGUGCCGGGUUCUGCCAUCUGAGCACAGCGACUUGCUUCGGCGACUACAAUGGCUUAUCCAAAUUAGAGCGGACGCUGCAGAGUCGGAAGAGGUCGGCGCCGGAGGGCAGUUAUACGAAGAGGUUAUUCGAGGAUAGCAAGAUGUUGAAUGCGAAGAUCAUGGAGGAGGCGCAGGAAUUGUGUGAGGCGGAGAGUAAAGAGGAUAUCGCGGCUGAGGCGGCGGAUGUGCUGUAUUUUGCCCUUACCAAGGCCGUGGCGGCGGGUGUGUCGUUGGAGGAUAUUGAGCGGAAUUUGGAUGGGAAGAGUGUCAAGGUGAAGAGGCGGAAGGGCGAUGCUAAGGGGGUGUUUGCGGAGAAGUUUGGGGUGGUUAAUGGAGGCCCGAAUGGGACGGCGGCGGCGGCUAGUACGAAUGGUGGGCCAAGGAAGGAGGAGAUUAGGGACGCUGAGAGUCGGCCGAAGAGGAAAGAUGAUCCGGCUGGGAUGAAUGGGGAGGGGAGGAUAGAGAUGCGGAGGAUUGUGACGGCGGAGGAGAAGCCGGAGGUGAUAUUGGAGGCUCUACAACGACCUUCACAACGAUCGACGGAAAAGAUCAUGGCGAUUGUGCAGCCCAUCAUCAAGGAUGUGCGGGAAGGGGGUGAUAAAGCUCUCCUAUCCUACACUCACAAAUUCGAAAAGGCAACUUCACUUACCUCACCUGUGCUGAAAGCGCCGUUCCCGGAGAGCAUGAUGCAAUUACCACAGGAAACGAUCGAAGCAAUCGAUAUCUCCUUUGAAAAUAUCCGCAAAUUCCACGCUGCGCAGGCCGAAACCAAAACACUCGAAGUAGAAACGAUGCCCGGCGUAGUCUGCUCACGCUUCUCCCGCCCCAUCGAACGCGUAGGGCUCUACGUCCCAGGCGGCACUGCCGUCCUCCCCUCAACAGCCCUCAUGCUCGGUGUCCCAGCCAUGGUAGCCGGGUGCAAGAAAAUCGUCAUGGCGUCCCCCCCUCGCGCAGACGGCAAACUAACUCCCGAAGUAGUCUACGUCGCGCACAAAGUCGGCGCCGAAUCCAUCGUCCUAGCCGGCGGCGCCCAAGCCGUCGCAGCCAUGGCCUAUGGGACGGAGAACGUGAGUAAGGUCGACAAAAUCCUUGGACCAGGCAACCAGUUCGUCACGGCUGCUAAGAUGCUGGUGAGUAAUGAUACCACGGCCCAAGUCAGCAUCGAUAUGCCCGCCGGCCCGUCAGAAGUCCUCGUCAUAGCGGAUGCGACCUCGAACCCAGCUUUCGUGGCGUCUGAUUUACUUUCCCAAGCCGAGCACGGCACGGAUAGCCAAGUCGUGUGUAUCACCGUCGGAUGCUCAGACAAACAAAUCCAAGGAAUUGAGGAAGAACUCCAUAACCAAGCCAUGGCCCUCCCCCGCGUCGAGAUGGUCAAGGGAGCGAUUUCCCACUCCGUCCUCCUCGUCACUGCAACGCUUGAAGAAGCAAUGGACCUCUCCAACGCCUACGCCCCGGAACACCUAAUCCUACACCUCGCCUCCCCCAUCACCGCCCGCGACCUCGUAACAAACGCCGGCUCCGUCUUCUGCGGCCAAUGGACCCCCGAAUCAGUCGGCGAUUAUUCAGCGGGUGUCAAUCAUUCGCUUCCGACAUAUGGGUAUGCGAAACAGUAUUCCGGUGUCAACCUGGGGAGUUAUGUCAAGUUCAUCACGAGUUCCCAUUUGACGGAGCAGGGGUUGAGGAAUGUGGGGCCGGCGGUUAUGAGAUUGGCACAGGUGGAGGAGUUGGAGGCGCAUAGACGGGCGGUGGAGAUGAGGUUGGGGGUUUUGGAUCAGAGGGAUGGGGUGGGGAAGAGUGGGUAG
Messenger RNA from Recurvomyces mirabilis, 5079 nucleotides. RefSeq names its product trifunctional histidinol dehydrogenase. Gene Ontology annotation, molecular function: histidinol dehydrogenase activity; metal ion binding; NAD binding. The transcript is spliced from 2 exons. The record is from RefSeq and is a predicted model, not a curated record. Gene Ontology annotation, cellular component: cytoplasm; cytosol. Gene Ontology annotation, biological process: L-histidine biosynthetic process. Lineage: Eukaryota; Fungi; Ascomycota; Dothideomycetes; Mycosphaerellales; Teratosphaeriaceae. The coding region runs from base 1 to 5079 and encodes 1692 amino acids.